Messenger RNA from Pecten maximus, 6182 nucleotides. Its product is annotated as afadin- and alpha-actinin-binding protein B-like. NCBI's taxonomy places the organism in Eukaryota, Metazoa, Mollusca, Bivalvia, Pectinida, Pectinidae. The coding region runs from base 105 to 1967 and encodes 620 amino acids. The record is from RefSeq and is a predicted model, not a curated record. The transcript is spliced from 14 exons.
GUUCUGUGUUGGUGCUUGUAGGAAAGGUCUUGCGAAGAGAAUGGGAGACGUCUGGCUUAUCCUUAGAUAUAAAUUUACCUGAAGAUAUCAUAACAAGAUAAAGAAUGGCUGACUGGAGCGUCCUGAGGAAUGCUGGGAGGGACUACCUGACCCUAUACGGGAGUCGUGAUGUCACAGCCUCACUUAGUGCAAUGACAGCGACGACAAACUGUACAAUGCAGUCUCCGUCGUCGACCUUUUCAUACCUGGAUAAGAGUGACGAGAACACCUUCUGUUGUUCGGAGAAUGUGGAAGAUAGUGUUACAUUCCUUAACCAGGAACUGACCGCCUUGGGUUUCCAGACCAUCGAUCAUGGAGAUGGAACCACGGAAGUGUCCCUGGUCAACCGGCUUUAUGAGAUAUUUCGACUGUACCAAAAGGCCCGACGUGUCAGAGAAGAGCUGGAAAACAGACUACGUCGACUGUCCAGUGAGACAGAACACUAUCAGAGCUCAAACCAUCGUCUAAAAAAUGAGAAGAUCCAAUUAGAGCGUGAUGUUGCUAAGGAACAGGAGAAAUGUAGACAAGUUACCAUUAAGCAGAAGUCCUUGGCUGAGAAAUUUAAGGCAGAGAAGGACGAGGUCAAGCGGCUACAGUGUGUCAUCAAGGACAGGGAUGCCCAGUACAAACACGAGCUGAAGAAAAAGGAACGAGAGAUUAAUAAAAUGAAAGAAAAACUACAUCACCUAAUAGCUGACAAAAAUCCUAACAGGAGAAUGGGUCUUGACAUUGCAAACUCUCUACAGCGAGCAGAUGGCAAGCGGAGUCAGUGGAAAACAGGGUCACAUGAUAAACAGGAGGAGAUGUACCAGCUUGUGAUUCACAACUAUGAGGACAAACAACGGGAACUGAUGAUAGAAAACACAGAUCUCCGAGACUGCCUUGUAUAUAUGCAGCAUGAGUUAGGGACCAUCAUAAACCACUCUUCUGAUGCCCAGUCUACUCACACAGACCUCCAGAAUGAUGUUGGGGAGUUAUCUGUCAACAGUGAUGAUGAAGAUGAUGGGAUUUUCUCUGUCACGAUGAAAGACCUUUCAGAUGGUUAUUUCCAAAUGCCAUAUGACUUGAUGAAGGAUAAUCUACGGCACUCAUUUAAGGAGAUGUUUAAGCUUAUCAGGAAAUCCAUGGAAAAGGGCAGUAUACCUCAAAGUAAGAUAGAGAAGACAAAAUCUAGUCCACCUCGACAUAUCCCAUCAGCACAGAGAGUACCAAGUGUGGAGGUCGAUAAACUACAGAAACAGGUCCAACAGUACAAAGACAUCAUACAGCAGCAGAAGGAAUUCAUACAGCAAUCCAUACUUAACCAAACUAAGGCAGCAGUCGAGACGUCGUACAUCGAUGAGUCAGUCCUCCUACAGGAGCGCAUCCUACAGGAACAAGAGAGCUUGUCCGAGCAACGCCGCCUGUUUUACCAGGAGAAAGCUAACUUUGAGGAAGAACGAAAACAGUACACAGAGGCAGCAAUACGACUUGGCAGGGAGAGAAAAGCUCUGGAUGAUGAGAGAACGACCAUUAUUAACCAAUUUCUACAGAUCUCGCCAUUUGUAAAAGCCACUCCCUCCAAAAGAAAGUCCCUUAAAGGUGAAGGGACCAGACUCUUGCCGUCCACUCCAAUGUUUUCACCAGCUCCGUCUAGUAAACCCAAAACUCCGUCCACCACAGAAUUGUAUCGUGUCCUGGGUAUCACUCCAAAAGACCUCCCAAAGAGAAAGGAUGACAAGUACUCCCCUGAGGAGGAGCCCCAGGUGAAGAAAGCCUUGAGUUCUGAGUCUCUGUUAUCUGGGUCAUCUAAGUCAGCGCUACGUAAUAAUCAGCAUACCUCGCCUGGAAAUCUCAGCUCACCAGAAAAAUCGCCUGGUCCUAAACGCAUUCUGUUCAGGAGAAGGAGGUCGAGUACAGGCAGUAAUGAGGACCUGGAGGGGUUAUAGCAACACUGUAGGGUUGUAACCCUAGAGAGUGAGGGGUUAUAGUAACAUUGUAGGGUUGUAACCCUAGAGAGUGAGGGGUUAUAGUAACACUGUAGGGCUGUAACCCUAGAGAGUGAGGGGUUAUAGUAACACUAGGGUUGUAACCCUAGAGAGUGAGGGGUUAUAGUAACACUGUAGGGCUGUAACCCUAGAGAGUGAGGGGUUAUAGUAACACUGUAGGGUUGUAACCCUAGAGAGUGAGGGGUUAUAGUAACACUGUAGGGUUGUAACCCUAGAGAGUGAGGGGUUAUAGUAACACUGUAGGGUUGUAACCCUAGAGAGUGAGGGGUUAUAGUAACACUGUAGGGUUGUAACCCUAGAGAGUGAGGGGUUAUAGUAACACUGUAGGGUUGUAACCCUAGAGAGUGAGGGGUUAUAGUAACACUGUAGGGUUGUAACCCUAGAGAGUGAGGGGUUAUAGUAACACUGUAGGGUUGUAACCCUAGAGAGUGAGGGGUUAUAGUAACACUGUAGGGUUGUAACCCUAGAGAGUGAGGGGUUAUAGUAACACUGUAGGGUUGUAACCCUAGAGAGUGAGGGGUUAUAGUAACAAUGUAGGGCUGUAACCCUAGAGAGUGAGGGGUUAUAGUAACACUGUAGGGUUGUAACCCUAGAGAGUGAGGGGUUAUAGUAACACUGUAGGGCUGUAACCCUAGAGAGUGAGGGGUUAUAGUAACACUGUAGGGUUGUAACCCUAGGGAGUGAGGGGUUAUAGUAACACUGUAGGGUUGUAACCCUAGAGAGUGAGGGGUUAUAGUAACACUGUAGGGUUGUAACCCUAGAGAGUGAGGGGUUAUAGUAACACUGUAGGGUUGUAACCCUAGAGAGUGAGGGGUUAUAGUAACACUGUAGGGCUGUAACCCUAGAGAGUGAGGGGUUAUAGUAACACUGUAGGGCUGUAACCCUAGAGAGUGAGGGGUUAUAGUAACACUGUAGGGCUGUAACCCUAGAGAGUGAGGGGUUAUAGUAACACUGUAGGGUUGUAACCCUAGAGAGUGAGGGGUUAUAGUAACACUGUAGGGUUGUAACUGUAGAGAGUUGUAGUCAUGUUUACAUAAACAAGAAUUAGUGGGACCUUUUACUACCAUAUCAUUUAAUUACCCUUAAAUGUUUACUGUGAGCAGCAGUGUUAUAUGUAUCAUAAGUAGUCAAUUAUCAGUUAGAUUGACUUUCAAUUCUAAAUACCAGUCUAAAAUACUGAAAUUUAUUUAUAUUAAAUAUCAAUUUUUUCUGUUUUUAUUGGAGCAACAUCAUAUUUAGAUAUGCAAUGUGAUCUGCAUUUCUAAGACUGCUAAUUUACCACCAGAAUACAUGUAUCAUUUUUCCUGAAAAAUUAAUAAUAAAUUAGAAUUUUUAUCUCUGGACUCAAGGGGUUACACUACUUCUAGUUUCUGUUUUUGUGAUAGGUGUCUAGUUUCUGUUUUUGUGAUAGGAGUCUAGUUUCUGUUCUCGUUAUGUGUAUGAUAUUUAUAGAGGUGCCUUUGUCUCAUUUUUUCAUCAGAUCUCAAACAUUUGUAAAUCAUUCAAUAGCAUUGCCUUUAACAUGGAAGUAGGGGGCCUCUAUGUAAUGUCAUUAAUGGUUUGGUUGAAGACAUCUUUUUCUGGUGAUAUAGCUCAAUAAUGGGGAAAGGUUCAUGCUAAUACACGUAAUUCAAUCUAGCUUGUUAAUUAUGCAGCUUAAAGACAACUUCUUCAGUGUUAUUUUAAUGUGUCUUUCCUGUAUGAAAUGAUUAUGCUUCUUGUCAUUGUAUGAUGAUACAAAAUUAGUCAAUAGAAUGCUUGUCUCAAGAGUUUAAUUGUAUAACUACUUUAUUGUCUCUAGGUUGAUAGUAUGGAAAAUAUAUAGAUUUGAAAUUGUUUUAGCCCACCACCUGAUCCCACCACCAUCAGAUGGUGGGCUAUUCAAAUUGCCCUGCGCCCGAGGCCCAUCGUCCAUCAUUCCGUCUGUCCAUCCCUUAGUAAACAAUUCUUGUUAUUGCCAUUUCUCAGAAGUACUAAAGGGAUCUAUUCUCUUAUUCCUUGUAUUAAUUCCCCUUGGUCCCAAGUUGUGUAUAUUGCAUUUUGGAACCAAUCGGAAAACAACAUGGCCAACAGCCAGCCAUCUUGGAUUUUGACAAUUGAAGAUUGUUAUCGCUAUUUGUCAGAAAGUACGAAAGGGAUUUUUCUCAAAUUCCAUAUGUAUGUUCCCCUUGGUCCAUAGUUAUGCAUAUUGCAUUUUGGGACAGAUUGAAAAACAAUAUGGCUGACAGGCAGCCAUCUUAGAUUUUGACAAUUAAAGUUUGUUACUGCUAGUUCUCAAAUUUCAUAUGUAGGCUCCCCUUGAUCCCUAGUUAUGCAUAUCUUGUAUUGGACCAACCUGACAACAACAUGGUCAAGAGGCAGCCAUCUUGGAUGUUGGCAAUGAAACUUCAUUAAUAAUUUCUUGAAGUACUAAAUGGCCAUUAUGGGUCUUUCUCUAAUCUAAAUGUAGAGGUUCCCCUUGGUCUCCUUUUGUGAAUGCAAGUGUGAUUAAAAGAACUAAAUGGAUGACAAAUAGUAUGGCCAUCUUGGAUUUUGACAAUUGCAGGUUACUCCUGCUACAUUGUAUAUAAUGUUAUAUAAAGUUAUCAAUUGGUGUGAAGAAAGAGGGAAAAGAAAGAGAAAAAAUCAGUUUUUCACUCAACUGAUAUUGAUCAUUCAAUAAUGGGCGCCAAGAUCCCUCUCGGAUCUCUUGUUCCUAUUUAGAUACUGCUUACUAGUGCUGUGUAUAGUUGAAUGAUGACAUUUUUAUUAUUAAUUUUGAUGACAAUAUGGAGAAAAAUAGGUAUUUAUUUGUAAUGUCAUAUUAAAUGUAUAAAUUGUCAAAUAUUACAAAUAAUGUUGAUUGUUUGAUUGGUUGUGUGAACGAGAGUGAUGGGAAUAAUAUUAAAAUGUGUGUUGUAAUUAUCGACAAUGUGUAAUGUGUUCAGUUCAGUAACGGGUAUGUGAUACCUUGUGAGACUGUCAUUUAGGUCUGUUUGACUGACCACUGUUUGAGAUUUUUUAUUAUUCCAUAUAUGUAAUAUUUUGUUGGCCUAGUAACAUUCCACAUUUCACUAAAUUCAAUCAUAUUGAAUUAAAAAAAUACAUAUCGUCUAUAAAAAAUUACCUCAUGUAUCAAAAUUCAACUUUGCAUAUCAAGUUUUUUUUCUAAUCAUUCCAAUGAGUUUCGUUAACAUAUUUACUUUGUAUACAUGCAUUAUAUAUAUAUAUGUGUUGAAAUAUGGACUAAUUUUUGCUACUACUUAUUACAUUGUUUUUCUAAAUUGACCAAUUUAUUUUACAUUGAGCUCAUUUCCAGUUGAAGAGUUAUUUUGUUGGUUGUAAAUAAUGUUUACUGUUGGUGUUGUACUUAAAGGCUGCGUUCAGUUGGGAACUUAUUACCGAUACUAGAAACUCCUUACAAGCUUGGUGAUUGAAUUAUUUUGUUGGCAUUUAUUCAAACAGAGAUCCUGUGUUUCUGAUUUACACUGUUCACAAUCUUUGAUAGGAAAGCAUUCCAUAUCUAGACAAACUUACACUUUAAAUGUUAAAACAUUAAUAUAUCCAAUGUUUUAAUUUUGAUAUUUCAUAAUUGCUGGGGUAAAUCAUUAAAUAGAGACUCGACACAAUAUGUUUUCUAGUAAUGACAAAGUUCACAUAGUUUUUGAUUAUUAAAAACUGAUGUAUCCUGUUACUUUUUUUUUUUUUUUUUUUUUUUACUGAGAAAUUUUUCACCAAACACUGUAGGCUUCCUGCAAUAUAUAUCAUAACAAUUUGUUCUCGUACAAUGUGUGUAACAUUAAUCCUUGUGCCUUAUUACGGUAGUGAUGAUAUCUAGAUAGUCUGUGUUUCUAUAAUGAGCCGGACCUAGCGAGUCCAUUCCUUCAACCAUUGAGAAGUUGACAUCGGUGAUAUGCAAUUUUAUAAACAUUGUAAAAAAUAGUGCUUUUUAUAGAUCUCUAUCCUAAUACACGUAUGAGGUUCUUUAUGAUUACAGUCCUUGAUGAAAUUAGACAUCAUAGCUGUUGAAAUGCAAAGUAAUACUGUAUUCAUUAAAAUCUGCUUUGUUCCAAAAAAUAGCUACGUCAGACCAAAGUGUUACUGACAUGUCCGGAGAUACAAUAGCCAAUAAAAUUUGAUGCAAUAAUUUGAUAUGAAUAAAUUGUUUUUGAUUUU